AAGGAAGGAAGGAAGGAAGGAAGGAAGGAAGGAAGGAAAGGAGGAGGCGGAAGAGGAGGAGGAGGAGGAGGAGGAAGGCGCCGCCGCCGCCGCCGCUCCUGCUGCUGUGCUUCUCCUCCUCCUCCCUCAGGGGCGCUCCUCACUGCGGCGGAGGCGGACCAGGCCCCGGCUGAAGAGGGACUGACGGAGGGCCUCCGCCUCCCUCCCUCCCCGCCCGGUUCCGGCCCCGGCCCCAGCCCCCUCCUCGCUCGUGGCGGCGGGGCGGGGGCCGAGGGAGGGUUGAUGUCUCCGGGCCCCCGGACAUGAGUCCGCCGGCCGCCGGGUGCUGCCAUGUGACCGGCUUCAAGGUGGAGAACUGGAAGCAGAACCUGCGCGUCAUCUACCAGUGCUUCGUCUGGAGCGGGUCCGCCGAGGCCAGGAAGAGGAAGGCAAAGUCGUGUAUCUGUCAUAUGUGUGGUGCACAUCUGAACAGACUCCAUUCUUGCCUAUAUUGUGUCUUCUUUGGCUGUUUCACAAAGAAGCACAUUCACGAGCACGCAAAGGCAAAGCGACACAACUUAGCCAUAGACCUUUUGUAUGGGGGUAUAUACUGCUUUAUGUGUCAAGAUUACAUAUACGACAAAGAUAUGGAACAAAUUGCCAAAGAAGAACAACGAAAAGCUUGGAAGCUACAAGCCUUCACCCCAACAAUGGUUUCUCACUACCAGUGUACAAUGACAGGUAUUGGAGAGAAGUAUUCAACAUGGGAGCCAACCAAACGAGAGUUAGAGCUGCUUCGACACAACCCCAAACGGAGAAAAAUAACUACAAACUGCACCAUAGGUCUAAGAGGGCUAAUCAACCUUGGGAACACAUGUUUUAUGAACUGUAUUGUCCAAGCACUUACCCACACUCCACUACUGCGAGAUUUCUUCCUCUCCGACAGACACAAAUGUGAAAUGCAAAGUCCCAGCUCAUGUCUGGUCUGUGAAAUGUCUACGCUUUUUCAGGAGUUCUACUCCGGGCACCGAUCUCCUCACAUUCCAUAUAGGUUAUUGCACCUGGUAUGGACGCACGCGCGGCAUUUAGCAGGGUACGAGCAACAGGAUGCGCACGAGUUCCUCAUUGCUGCGUUAGAUGUGCUACAUCGACACUGCAAAGGUGACGAUAAUGGGAAGAAAGCCAACAACCCCAACCACUGUAACUGCAUCAUAGACCAAAUCUUCACAGGUGGACUACAGUCUGAUGUCACUUGCCAAGUCUGCCACGGUGUUUCCACAACGAUAGAUCCGUUCUGGGACAUCAGUUUGGAUUUGCCCGGUUCCUCCACCCCGUUCUGGCCUCUGAGCCCAGGCAGCGACGGCAGCGUGGUCAAUGGGGAGAGCCACGUGACGGGAACCACCACCCUCACAGACUGCUUGCGAAGGUUUACAAGGCCAGAACACCUAGGAAGCAGUGCCAAAAUCAAAUGUAGUGGUUGCCAUAGCUACCAGGAAUCUACCAAACAACUCACUAUGAAGAAAUUACCCAUUGUGGCCUGUUUUCAUCUCAAACGGUUUGAACACUCAGCCAAACUGAGGCGAAAGAUUACUACAUAUGUCUCCUUUCCAUUGGAGUUGGACAUGACACCAUUUAUGGCUUCCAGGUCUGAACGGUCUGCAAAAACGAAGAAGAAUCUUCCGUCAUUUGGUAAAGAGAGCAGAAUGAACGGGCAGUAUCAGCAGCCGGCAGAUAGUCUAAACAACGAUAAUAAGUAUUCCUUGUUUGCAGUAGUUAAUCACCAGGGAACCCUGGAGAGCGGGCACUAUACCAGCUUCAUCCGGCAACACAAGGACCAGUGGUUCAAAUGUGACGAUGCCAUCAUCACCAAGGCUAGCAUUAAGGAUGUACUAGACAGUGAAGGCUAUUUGCUGUUCUAUCACAAACAGUUCCUGGAAUAUGAGUAGCCUUACGCAGCGGCUCGGGAAAGAGAAAGAGAAAAAAAUGUAAGGAAGCAAAAGGAACGGCAGCCUUCUGAAAAGACACACAAACCUACCUGAAAUUUUAAAAAAGACACCCAUUUGACAUCUAGCACUGACCUGUGACAGGACCUGCUUGCCGCUGCCUUGUGGCUGACGGGAGAUCAAACCCUAUGAGCGAUGUCCACCGCGUACGCAGUCCUGGAGAGGGACGGGCGAGGGGAACUGUAAGCGUGGCUGCGGUCAGUGACUUUGAGAGAAGAACUGUAACAAUGCCAAGGUGGCUCUGGGUGGGGGAAACCGGAGCAGAGGAGCCCCGGCGCUGCUGGGACGUCUCCUCCUGUUCCUCUGAAAACGUGUGUGUGGGAAGGCCCCGGGGGUGUCCUCUCAUCUCCAUAAGCAUCUUCUUCUCCUCGCAUUGGUGCUUCAGCUCCAACUUGACCAAUCAUACAGCCGUUAUAAUUUUGAAAAACAAAACAAAACCCAAGCCCAUUUUUUUUUUUACACAUAUGGGUCGGAAAGCAGUAAAAAAAGUGGAGACGAAUUGGGACAACGCAAUGACAUGGACUUUGCAAGUACCUUUUUAUUUGUGAAUUUUAGUUAUUAAAUAAAUACAGUAUGAAACGA
This is a messenger RNA of Anolis carolinensis (green anole), 2564 nucleotides long. RefSeq names its product ubiquitin specific peptidase 22 (gene usp22). Bases 303 to 1925 code for a protein of 540 amino acids. The record is from RefSeq and is a predicted model, not a curated record. The transcript is spliced from 15 exons. Gene Ontology annotation, molecular function: zinc ion binding; cysteine-type deubiquitinase activity. Gene Ontology annotation, biological process: protein deubiquitination. NCBI's taxonomy places the organism in Eukaryota, Metazoa, Chordata, Lepidosauria, Squamata, Anolidae.